AUGGUUUGAAUGACUUGUAGACUUGGACGAAUGCCAGGCUAAUAACGGUGGCUGUAGUCAGACGUGUUCCAACACUGAGGGUUCUUUCAUGUGUUCAUGUCGAGAUGGUUUUGUCCUUGAUGAGGACAAGAAAACAUGCAGAGUGAAUUUGAAUUUACGACUUUCCAGAACCAUCCGUUUCGGCCCGGUGACAACUGUAAUUCUGAACUGGGAUUCUCCAACACAAGCUGACGGGAUUGUCAGCCAGCUAGGGUAUGUUGUGGAAAUUUCCAACCUAAUGUACAACCCAGCUAGUGUACAGAGGACUUUCUACCCGUCGUUUGGUAGCUUACUUCAAGAGAAGGAUGGAGAAACCACUGUAAGAGUGAGGGCAGUUCAAGAGAAUGGACUCAGUCAGGCAGCUGAGAUUGUCGUCCCUGCUGUCGGCGAAGAAAACACAACCGCAUCAAAUCCCAUAUUUGCACCAGCGUAGGAUAACGGAACUCAUACAGAUGCUGCGUUACCAAAAGCUCAAAGGCUAAAAGUCUCAAAGAUUUUAAACAAUUUAUAUCAAUGUAUUUCUUUUUAUGAU
Liolophura sinensis is the source of this 571-nucleotide messenger RNA. RefSeq lists its product as uncharacterized. The record is from RefSeq and is a predicted model, not a curated record. Gene Ontology annotation, molecular function: protein binding. The transcript is spliced from 4 exons. The coding region runs from base 89 to 472 and encodes 127 amino acids. Lineage: Eukaryota; Metazoa; Mollusca; Polyplacophora; Chitonida; Chitonidae.